This is a messenger RNA of Schistocerca americana (American grasshopper), 1028 nucleotides long. RefSeq names its product transmembrane protein 17-like. Lineage: Eukaryota; Metazoa; Arthropoda; Insecta; Orthoptera; Acrididae. The transcript has 4 exons. The record is from RefSeq and is a predicted model, not a curated record. Gene Ontology annotation, cellular component: ciliary transition zone. Bases 362 to 856 code for a protein of 164 amino acids. Gene Ontology annotation, biological process: non-motile cilium assembly.
ACGCCCACUACGGUGUUUCGACAAGCCACUUGACUCACCGAUGCGAUGGAGGGGAUGUGUACAUGCAAGUGAUUAAUGCCAGCCAAUCAUAUCAAAGCAGAAACUGAUCCGUACCGCAGUGUUAAAUGUCAACUGCAGGAUGGCGCCAGAAUCGAAAAGCUUUGUUUACGUCCAAAGGUUCUCGUAAUCGCUUUUGUUUCCGCAGUUUGAUUGUGGUUUUUGAGGUAUUUGCUUUAACUGUGUCUGCGCGAUUAAGAUCAUUUUAAAACCGCGACGAGGGUGUGAUGGAGAACAGAAGAGCAAGACUUUACGGAAAGACGUUAUCAACUAUAUCAGAAAAAAUAUUUCCUGGUUUGUCUACAUGUUCCGCCCAAACAUUAAACAGCCUGGAGGGAGAACAGAAGCACUUUCCAGCCUUCCUCUACAGAUGGCAUUGUACUUCAGUGUGAUCUUCUUCCCAGUUUGGCUUUCUUCUAUGACAGUUAUGUUUCAUUUCAAGUAUGGGUGCCUUACUGUUUUAUAUCGGUUCCUCGUUUCUACAGUUCUUCUGACAGCGGCGGUUAAUGAAUGUCUUAGACUGUACCUUGGGUACAUUGGUAACCUAUCAGACAAGGUACCUGAACUGGCUGGAUUCUGGUUACUGUCACUGGUUCCACAGCUUCCUCUCCAGCUGUUUUUGUUGCUUAAUCAGAACAUUAUGCUACAACCACUGGAGCAAAUAGUCCAGUCAUUUUCUGUACUUUUAUUAAUUAUUCAGUUACUGACUGGCUUUUUUGCACUACGCCAUUCUUCAAAGAUCCAUGCUGAGCAGUCUCGUUUGCGUGUACUACUUUCUACACAGCAGAAGGAUGAUUAAUAAAGUAUUACUCUUACUCAACAUUACGGAAGGACUCAUUAUUUCACAGAUGUAUUCACAGGGCUGCCCCAAGUUCUGGAAAUCAGGGAAUUUAAAAAGUGUCAGGGAAAUUUGGAGAAAAAAAAAAAAACUGGAAAAAUCUCGUUUUUCUCUCAGUAGAGGAAAUGGUUUG